AUGACGACGGGGGUUUUACGGCGGGUGAUCCCUCCUCUGCUUCCUGUCGCCCGCUUUCUCCCGUUCGUUCGCUCGUUCGAGAUCCCUAAUGGUAGCAAUUGGGUCUCGGUCUCUCCUCUCUUCUCCUCCAAUAUAUGGCCAACAUGGAAAGCAUAUAACAUCUUGCUUGUUGACUGCAUUAUCUUGAAUGGUGGAGAAAACACGUACUAUGUUAAAAUGUGUGAACCUGACCUAUGCUCGUAUGCAAUAAUGCUAUCUGCUUAUGAAAUUGCAGCUGAUAUGGCUGGAGCUCAAGAGGAUGCUUUUCAAAGGUGCUGAAGCCAACCAGACCAUCUUUUCUAUCAUCAUGGGUGCCCAUGUCAUGAACCCUGAUUUUAAGUGCUGUUAUCCAGUUUGCUUACAUCAGUGCCCAAUUGGGUUCCCACAUGAUCAGAAAGCAAGGAACAUCCUUCCAUCUUUGGCUAAAGAACCAGAGGAACAUGAUAAAGCAACUAAUGGGGAUGCGGAAGAUGAAAAGAGGAAGAUACUGAUUUCAUUUUCAUUGAGGUGUAAAGAGAGUUAGCACUUUGCAAUCAAUCAGAGUAUGAACUAAAAGGUACAACUUUGCAAUAAUAUCAUGAACUGUGCUGACUACUACCAUGAAGUCCUCUACAUCUGUGAUCAAAACUUUCUAGUAGUGUUCUGGUUCCAACAAUUGUAAUUGAAAAGCGGUUAUGAUAUAUUGAUAUUUUUUGCUUCUUUAACAAGUAUAUACUUCAAGUAUCCCAGGAAAACCUCUUGAUGUAUUGAGCUCCACAUUACUGAAA
Musa acuminata AAA Group (dessert banana) is the source of this 806-nucleotide messenger RNA. RefSeq lists its product as uncharacterized. The transcript is spliced from 5 exons. The record is from RefSeq and is a predicted model, not a curated record. Lineage: Eukaryota; Viridiplantae; Streptophyta; Magnoliopsida; Zingiberales; Musaceae. The coding region runs from base 1 to 318 and encodes 105 amino acids.